AUGAGUAGCCCACGCAGAAGAAUCGAAACUGAUGAUGUGCGAACCGCUGAUGGACCAUUGCAAGAGUUCUACGUGAGAUUCAAGGGGCCCACGGAGACUCCGUUCGAAGGCGGCGUUUGGAAGGUCCACGUCGAACUUCCAGACCAAUACCCCUACAAGUCUCCAAGCAUCGGAUUCGUUAAUCGUAUUUUCCACCCCAACAUCGACGAGCUAUCGGGAUCCGUUUGCCUGGACGUCAUCAACCAGACCUGGUCGCCCAUGUUCGACAUGAUCAACAUCUUUGAGGUCUUCCUGCCUCAGCUACUUCGAUACCCGAACCCGACGGAUCCUCUCAAUGGAGAGGCUGCUGCUUUAAUGAUCAGGGAACCCAAGAGCUACGACGCCAAAGUUAAGGAAUAUGUUCAAAAGUACGCGAGCAAAGACGCUGCUGACGAAGACGGUGCCGAGAGCGAUGACGACGAUGACAUGUCCUCCGUCGGCAGUUUUGGGGACGAUGACGAAGAGCCCGCGGGCCGAUUAGAUGACGUAUGA
Colletotrichum graminicola M1.001 is the source of this 531-nucleotide messenger RNA. RefSeq names its product ubiquitin-conjugating enzyme. Lineage: Eukaryota; Fungi; Ascomycota; Sordariomycetes; Glomerellales; Glomerellaceae. The record is from RefSeq and is a predicted model, not a curated record. Gene Ontology annotation, molecular function: ubiquitin conjugating enzyme activity. Gene Ontology annotation, cellular component: nucleus. Bases 1 to 531 code for a protein of 176 amino acids. The transcript has 6 exons. Gene Ontology annotation, biological process: ubiquitin-dependent protein catabolic process; protein polyubiquitination.